Messenger RNA from Naegleria gruberi, 765 nucleotides. RefSeq lists its product as uncharacterized. Lineage: Eukaryota; Heterolobosea; Eutetramitea; Acrasida; Naegleriidae. The transcript has a single exon. Bases 1 to 765 code for a protein of 254 amino acids. The record is from RefSeq and is a predicted model, not a curated record.
AUGUCGUCAUCCACAUCUAAACAAUUUUCAUUCUCCUCUCAACAUGUUGCCUCAUCACCAUCACAAGCUAAUAAUAAUAACAAUAAUUUAAAUAAUAAUCAAAAGAAGAAGAAUAAUGGUAAGAAGGAAAAGGAAGCACUCUUGAUGGAGUACGGAACCACAGAAAUUGAAUCAACAUUUGGAAAUAUAUUUUCAUCAUCCUCUUCAGAUGUAAAGAAUAAUUCAUCAAAGGCUUUCCAUACAGCUUGUUGUUUUAUUGCACCAACAGAAAUAUGGGAACCUAUUCAAGAGAUGAGAUCAGUGAUGGAUAAAGCUUAUGAAAGAUGGCCUCCACACAUUAAUUUCCUCUUUCCGUUCAUUCCAGAGCAAUACUUUGAACAAGCUCAGGAAUUAAUUAGGGAGAAAUUGGCACGUGUUGAGCCGUUUGAUAUUACAUUUAGUGGAGUGAAUUAUUUUGCCAAGAAUUCGAGUGUUAUGUGGUUGGAUCAGGAUGAGGAAAGUAUAAAGAAAUUGCAACAAGUGCAAGCAUUGAUUGCAGAACUAUUUCCAUAUUGUGAUGAGAAGAAGAAUGAGAAGGGUGAAUUUGUGCCUCACUUGACUGUUGGACAACAAGCUUUAAAGUUUGUGGAAAAGAAGGUUAAGGAACUAAAUUCUAAAUGGAAACCUGUCACUGUCAGAGUGAAUGAAGUUUGUCUUAUUUACAGACCUGAUAAGGAAACUAGUUUUUCAGUAAUUCACAGAGUUCCACUCGGACCUGGACUGUAA